Phytophthora nicotianae INRA-310 is the source of this 543-nucleotide messenger RNA. RefSeq lists its product as hypothetical. The transcript has a single exon. Bases 1 to 543 code for a protein of 180 amino acids. The record is from RefSeq and is a predicted model, not a curated record. Lineage: Eukaryota; Oomycota; Peronosporomycetes; Peronosporales; Peronosporaceae.
AUGCUAUCGCACUUGCUAUAUCAAUUCUUCUACGCCGACCUUGGCGAUGGCUUUUUCGAGUGCAGGGAGUGCAGCUGCAGCCGCAGUCAAGCCCCCGGAACUGGCUACAGCAACCUUCUCGAUCACCUCCAUACCGAGUACGCGGGCUACGUGGAGGAGUACACCGAGCUCCAAGCCGCUGCCACGUCCACGAUGGGCAUGUCCGGCUUUGUGGACGAAGUAUCGCUAAAUAUCUACUUGUGGAUGCGCUGGGUCAUCCAGCGCAACCUACCAAUCACGGAGGUAAAGAACAAGCUCACUCGUGAGACUGUAACAAUAAAAUCAACUACUGUUAGAACAAUGAAGGUCUGCAUGCGCUAUGUUACAGGUAAGGUUGGUGAGACACUCUCCUCUGAUAUGGGGAAUUCUUUCUGCCUGAUGUUCGAUGAGUGGACUAGCCACUCUCUCCAAUUUCCUGAGUAUCUUCACGGUCUACCUGAUGAAUGGCAUGCGGUACCAGUGGCUGCUCGCGCUUUCCCCGAUGUAUGGGAGCCAAACGGCUGA